UUACAUUCUCAAGGACUCCAGAGUCGAGAAGGACAAAGUAUAUACAAGCUUGCGGGAGGCCUCAUUAACCUAGGACUCUGAGAUGAGUUUCAUUCGGGGCACGAACCGCUUCCAGGUGUCCCUGCAGCAGGUGAUCAGGAGCUGGUACAGCACGUCGGGUCUUCCAAAUCACGGCGUCAUUGCUGCCAAACAACCCUUUAAAGUUGAAUUGGAAAUGAAUAAACCCUACACCUGGUGUGCAUGUGGAUACAGCCGUAAGCAGCCAUUCUGCGAUGGGACUCACAAUUCUGUGCAAACAAAAAUGAGCCCAAUUAAGUUUAACGUGGAGAUGACUGGAUAUACACUUCUCUGCGGUUGCAAACAGACAGCGAACUCUCCUUACUGUGAUGGAACCCACAAGAAGAAUUGGGUCCAACAGGCUUCUCUCUCUACGUGUCCAUCAAGAAGCUAACGCUGGAGCAUAUCUACGGGAAUGUCUUUCUUGCCACGUUCACAGUCUCGCAGCGCUCUUUAAUUGAGAUAGUGGGUUAUGAAAAUAGACUUUCUGGAAAUCUCUGUUUAAUUGUCUCAUUUCAGUCGCUGAAUUGAACCACAACAUAUUAAUCAAAAACAACAACAAAUUAUAUUUAUAAAGCCUCUUUCACGUCAGAAGGACUUCCCAAGAUGCUGGGCAGUCUUUACUCUGGAAGUAUCUGCAAACCUCACGCACCGUAUUUUAUUUGUAAAAUAGGAAAUUUGAGAGAAGUGACAGGAAAGAUUUUAAGCCACUUUCCUUUUUUUUAAAACGGAAACCUUCAAAUGAAACCCAGGAUUUUCCACCAUUCGGCUCCAUCUUAAAUUUUAGGGCAAAAUGUGACAAUGUGUCUCAAGGCCGAGAAUGGUUUGAAUCUCAAGCAACACUGUGGUGAUCUGCUACAACGACUUUCUUCUCAUUCCACCCAGCAGCACACUCGGCCCAUCGUGCCUGUUGCCAGCUCUUCAAAAGAGAUACCCAAUUAGUCUCACUCCUCCGCUCUUACCCCAUAGCCCUGCAAUUUUUUUUCCUUUUCGAGUCCCUAUCCAAUUCCCUUUUGAAAGCUGCCAUCGAAUCUGCUUCCACCACCUUUACAGGGAGGGCACUCCAGAUCGUAACAAAUUCGCUGAGUAAAACAGAUUCUCCUCGUCUCCCCUCUGGUUCUUUAGCCAAGAAGUUUUGUAAGAAAUAAUUUAUCAAAAGCAAUGACAAAAUACCUUUGCAACCUCCUUGGCCUUUACGAACCUGACCGUUACCCUCACUUGACCCACACUUGCCUCUUCCCCUACCCCCAUUGCCAUCACCAUCACUGGGUGGGAGGGUGGCCUUUCAGUCACUUGCUGCUUGCUCUCUGGAUCUCCAUUCCGGAUCGCUCUAACGUUCUCCCAACCCUCAAAAUAUGCCUCAAAAUAUACCUCUUUGACUAUUGUUUUGGCCAUCUUUCCCUGACCCCACACCCUCACCCUCAGCACUGGUGCUCAGACACAAUUGUCGAGCACCUUGAGACCCCCUCCCAAGGUGACAGUACUGUAAAUUGUAUUGCCCCACAGACAACUCCACAGACAUCGCAUUCCUCAGAAUUGGUGGUAAGGAUUUGACAGAAAUAAACUAAUCCGAUUUGGUUGAGUCGUAUUGAAGCCAACUCAGUUACUAACCUGGUCACCACCAAACCAUCCUUCCCCUCAUCUCCUGGUUGUGAUAUUAUGAUGUGAGCUUUGGUCUUGAACUAAAUCACAGGGAACCCUUGAUGGCCAUGGAAUAUAAGGAGAUACAAACAGUCUUAUUGAAUGGCGCUCUCCUGGAUCCAUUUCCCGACAGUUGACGUAUUGUGUGGGGGAAGGUGUAACGUUACAGUGAAGAAGGGUUAAAUGUCAUCUUCAGAACCAGGACUGGCGACAUUUGGCACAGCCAGACCAGAGUCAGAGCAAGACUUGAUACCACACAGGUAUCUCUCACCACCUCAAUACCCCAUUUUCUCUCUGAGACGAACGUUUUAAGAUUUUGACAAACCCUGUACGACUUCACUGUCUCAGAAAAAAUUAUGGUAGUAUGUAUUAAAAGUAUCUUACCUCC
Messenger RNA from Callorhinchus milii (elephant shark), 2086 nucleotides. RefSeq names its product CDGSH iron sulfur domain 3 (gene cisd3). Lineage: Eukaryota; Metazoa; Chordata; Chondrichthyes; Chimaeriformes; Callorhinchidae. Gene Ontology annotation, molecular function: 2 iron, 2 sulfur cluster binding. Gene Ontology annotation, cellular component: intracellular membrane-bounded organelle. The record is from RefSeq and is marked provisional.